CGUUUCCCCUUUGGCCAACGCCGUUCGCGGCGGCGCCAACGACGCCCAAAACCCUUUGCAGUUUGCAGCCGGCGAAGCGCCGCCGCCAUCGGAAAAAAAAUGCCGCCCAAGCCAGAGCGGCGGCUGUUCCAGUACGUGAGCAAGCCGCGCAGGCCGGCGCGGGAGCCUGCGCCGGCGCCCGAGGUCUGCGGCGGCGGCGGCGAAGAGGUGGUCGCGUCCGACGCGGAUGCCGACGCCGUGUACCGGAUGGUCACGGCGGCGCCCACGCCGUCGGCGAUGGAGUCCGCGCUGUCCGCGUCGGGCGUCGCGAUCUCCGCGCCGCUCCUCGACCUCGUGCUGCGGAGGUUCCGGUUCGCGCACGGGGACCCGCUCCGCGCGCUGUCGCUCCUCUCCCUCGCGCUCGACCGCCACGGCGUCGCCCCGUCCCCCUUCGCGCUCGACACCGCGCUCUACGUGCUCGGCCGGGCGCGCCGGUUCGCGCACAUGUGGGACCUGCUGCGAUCCUCCCGCCGCCUCGUCCCGGACGCCGUCACGCCGCGCACCGCCAUGGUCGUCCUCGGCCGCGUCGCCAAGGUCUGCUCCGUCCGCGAGACCGUCGACUCCUUCCGCCGCCUCUCGCGGAUGUUGAGGGGCCGCGGGGACGACCAGGAGGGCCAACUCUUCAACGCGCUGCUCCGCACGCUGUGCCAGGAGAAGAGCAUGUCCGACGCGCGCAACGUCUACCACGCGCUCAAGUACGAGUUCAAGGUGAACCGCCAGACAUUCAACAUCCUGCUCUCCGGGUGGAAGUCAGCCGAGGACGCGGAGGCGUUCGUCGCCGAGAUGCGGGAGCUCGGCGUGGAGCCAGACCUGGUGACUUACAACAGUUUGAUUGAUUGUCACUGCAAGAACCGGGGCGUGGAGAAUGCCUACAAGCUGCUCGACGAAAUGCGGGAGAAGGACAUUUCUCCCGAUGUGAUCACUUACACGAGCUUGAUCGGCGGGCUGGGGUUGAUUGGCCAGCCAGACAAGGCAAAGCACUUGCUGAAGGAGAUGCAUGAGCUUGGAUGCUACCCCGAUGUACCUGCAUACAACACGGCGAUACGGAACUUUGUGAUAGCAAAGAGGCUUGGUGAUGCGUUUGCAUUGAUGGAAGAAAUGGCCUCGAAGGGACUCAUGCCAAAUGCCACAACCUAUAACCUUUUCUUCCGUUGCUAUUAUUGGGCAUACGACAUUGGCAGUGCUUGGCAGUUGUAUGAGCGGAUGCGUUCUGAAGGAUGCUUCCCGAACACCCAGUCUUGCAUGUUUAUUGUGAGGUUAUGUCAUAGGCAUGGGAGGGUUGCACAAGCACUAGAGCUGUGGAGUGAUAUGGUCAAUAAUGGGUUUGGGUCAUUCACCUUGGUGUCUGAUGUGUUGUUUGAUCUGUUAUGUGAUGAAGGGAAGCUGGAUGAGGCUGAGAGGUGCUUCCAUCAAAUGAUUGAGUUAGGGCAGAAGCCGAGCAAUGUUGCAUUUAGAAGGAUAAAGAUACUCAUGCAGCUUGCCAACCGUGAAGAAUCUAUUGCCAGAUUAACUGCUCAAAUGGCACAGUUUGGACGGUUGGCGCCUGAGGAUUGCCGAAGAGUUGAUCAUACCUUGCAGAGCACACAUCAAAGUAGUGAUAGAACUGACACUGACACUAUAGUGAAACACAGCAACACAUUUGAAUCACGACGAUGAUAAAUUGGGGAAGAUAACUUGGUUGGACAGGGAAAUAACUGAAAAAGAGAGUUCUGUACUUCGAUAUGUUGUUCAAGGUAUGAAGUUCUGCAUGUGAUCUAUAGAUGGCCAACCAUAUUAUUUUCAAUAUCAAUAGAAUAUGUUUCUGCAAGUUCUACUGUGGAAGACCAUUCUAGCAUUGCCUUCUGUGCUGAGAGAAAUGCUAUUCCAGCAUCAUUGUUAUCUGCAAGCUGAAUGCCUGGAUGUAAAAUCACAACUACUGUGUAGAGACACUUCAACAUUUUUGUAACCUGUGGUGUUUGUGUGAAUGACCAUAGAGAAGUCAUGCCUGACUCUUCCCCAGCUGGUUUAUCCUCUGAGUCUCUGAUAGAGAAUAUAUAUUGAAGCAUGAUUGCGAGAUUCAUCUUA
Oryza sativa Japonica Group (Japanese rice) is the source of this 2103-nucleotide messenger RNA. Its product is annotated as putative pentatricopeptide repeat-containing protein At1g02420. Gene Ontology annotation, molecular function: protein binding; mRNA binding. NCBI's taxonomy places the organism in Eukaryota, Viridiplantae, Streptophyta, Magnoliopsida, Poales, Poaceae. The record is from RefSeq and is a predicted model, not a curated record.